CCAUCCUUAAAACACACAGAACAACGGGAGGACAAAAGAGGCAAACGGAGGGGGGGGGUGAGAGAGAAUGAAGGAGCAUCACUGAUGAAAAGGCGGGCGUGAGGAGAUGAGAUGAGAGGUGAGGCGAGGCGAUCGCACGACUCCCAGCCACGGCGGAACGACGGGGGCCGGAUCAGCAGCGCGGUGGCGAUGCGCUGAAGCGAAGCUGACCGCUGCGGUUCCUGGAGCAUCUUCCACCAUGCUGGGGAAGGACUACAUGCUGGCCAUCAUCAUCGUCAACUAUAACGAUAACAUCUGGAAUGAUCAGGACCUUGACCUGGACUCGGACUUGCCCCCUGGCUGGCGUACCAUCCGGGACAGCACUGGCACGUACUACUGGCACGUACCCACCGGUGCCACACAGUGGCACCACCCGUCACAUGGCGCCGAGGGUGACCCAAGCUCCGCCCUCACGGGCACCAGUAAAUGCAGGAGAUUCAGCACCGGCACUGAGCAAGGUUCUGGAAUAAGGGGGACGAUGAGCCCAACGUCGACCCUGCAUGACAGGGGAAGCCUGCAUUGGCACGAAGAUCACUUUUAUACCAACAACGAUCCUGACUCUAAGUGUUUUGCUGUGCGUUCCCUGGGUUGGGUGGAGAUCCCCGAGGAGGACCUGGCUCCGGGGAAGAGCAGCAUCGCCGUCAACAACUGCAUCCAGCAGCUGUCCUACAGCAAGUGUGAGGGCAGGGAGGCUGCGGGGGCAUGGGGGGAGGGUCAGGACAUGGUCAUGGUGCUGAAAAAAGACACUCUGAGCUUGGUGGACCCAGCAGACCACAGCCUCAUCCACUGUCAGCCCAUCGUCGGCAUCCGUGUGUGGGGCGUGGGCUGCAACAAGGGAAGGGACUUUGCCUUCGUAGCCAGCGACAAAGACACAUGCAUGCUAAAGUGCCACGUGUUUCGCUGCAACGUCCCGGCCAAAGCAAUCACGGUGGCCCUGCACGACAUGUGCUCCAAGAUCAUGUCGGAGAAGGCCAAGAUGCAGCCCUCCAUGCCGCGAUCUGUUACCGUGGAGAGCAUCUCCCCCGAGGAUCUGCCGAGACACGUUGACUUCCUGGAUGCAGUGAGGCAGAGGGAGCAGAUGUUUCCAGUGGAGUAUAUCGGUGAAAUGCCCGUCCCCCAGGCCAUGGGUAUGGAGGUGCUGAACAGGGCAAUCGAGAACGUCAUGAACAUGACGGACAGGGAUGAGUGGGAGCCCACGGUCCUCCACGUUUCGGACGCCGUGCUGUCCCUCUGGAGAGGAGAGGAUGGAGACGACCCACUCUGGGAGUUUCAGGUGCGCUACCUGACCUUCCUGGGCGUGGGUCACGACAGGCACACCUUCGCAGUGAUCGUGGAUGGGGGGACGCAGCGAUUCCAGUGUCAUGUCUUCUGGUGUGAGCCCGACGCCGGGUUUAUCUCGGAGGCAGUGCAGGCGGCUUGCAUGGUCCAGUAUCAAAAAUGUCUGGUGGCCCAAACUCCGCCGCUCAAGUCCAAAACGUGGCGGUCUGGCAGCAAGGUGAAACGGACCAGCUCCGUAGACAGCACCACCUUCCUACCCCCCCACAGCGGACUCUCACCCCCAAAGUUUGGGACGACCAACGUCAGAAAGAGCAUGCUGGCCUUCUUCGAGGCCUUCCGAAACAAACCCUCCCCCGUACCCGCCCCCUAGCGACCGUCGAUACCGUGCCAUGACUGUGACUUGGCCAGCAAGGAGGACUCUUAUUUUGACAUAUGAGGUGAUUGUUGUCACGCAUGAAGACCACCUGCAUUUUUCACCUGUUUGUACAUGGUUUUAAAACUAUACAUGUGUCUCAUCAAGAAGUUUUAAAACGUAACUCUGUAGAUUGCAGAGCAAAAGAAGAAUGUUGAAAGUGCAAAAAUUAAAUUAUUUCAUAUUUUUCCCCAGUCAA
This is a messenger RNA of Brienomyrus brachyistius, 1928 nucleotides long. RefSeq names its product amyloid beta (A4) precursor protein-binding, family B, member 3 (gene apbb3). The record is from RefSeq and is a predicted model, not a curated record. Bases 239 to 1687 code for a protein of 482 amino acids. Gene Ontology annotation, biological process: regulation of DNA-templated transcription. Gene Ontology annotation, cellular component: nucleus; cytoplasm. Gene Ontology annotation, molecular function: transcription factor binding; amyloid-beta binding. Lineage: Eukaryota; Metazoa; Chordata; Actinopteri; Osteoglossiformes; Mormyridae. The transcript has 13 exons.